UGACGACGGUGUAAGAUGAUUUGGCGGUCACCUCAGACUGGUACACGCGUCGGUGCAAUUCACAUGAGUUGGCGGAUUAUAAAGAUGAGCUCGUCAUGUUCUUCUGUUUUAGAUAUUCAAACUAAAUAUACUUCUAGGUCUUAGGAGUUCCUAGACGAUAUCAACAAUCGCAACCUCCAGCCCGAACUAUCAUGAAGUCUUCUCCGCUCUAUGUCUUGAUGGCCUUCGCCAGCGCCCUUUCUUCCUCCCUCGCCAACAUCCUCGAUCCACUCAAUCCAAAGGAUGGUUCCGCAACGGAACUCUCCUUGAAGUUUCAACCCGCCUUGGACUUCGAUAAGGACUCUUGCUACCACGUCACUGCCUUGGACCUCAAAGGCCACUUCAAUGAAGGUCUAAGACCAAAUCACCCGGUAGGCGCCAGUGUUUGCCGUACCGCGGACCGAUUAGCGCACAGCAAUGCUUACGUCCGACGUCGUUGCAAUCACUACUGGUGCGCCUACAUGUACGGCUACUACUUCGAAAAGGACGAAGGCCCAUUCGUAUCGCACAUCCACGACUGGGAGCAUGUCAUUAUCUGGACACUGCACAACGAGAUAUUCUACGUCUCCUGGUCCGCGCAUGGCAAUUACACAACUAAGCAUAUUUCGGACUCGGCUCUGCGAUUCCACGAAGGCACGCAUAUCAAGAUAGUGUAUCAUAUCGGUAGCGGGCCAUGGUCCACACAUUCGUUGCGGUUGGCGAAGGGUAGUGACGAGCCGCCGGAGAAUCAUUGGGGCCGGUGGUUUGUCGCUUGGCUAGUAGAGGUCACAUGGAUGGAGCCCUGGUCGAAGAUGCUACUACAGCAUAAUUGGGGGGAAAAGCCUCACCCGGACAUGAGGGAGGAUGACUUUGGGAUGAAACUGAAGGAGACCGCGCCGUGGGAUGCUAUCCACAAUGAAGGAUUUGACCCUUGGAGUGAUGCCGAUACGUGGGCAACCACGAGUCUGCUAUCAGGUAUGGGUCUGCGAAGUAACUUCACUUCGGUCGAAGAGCUUGUCCAACAGGAUCUGUGAGAAUGGGUGUUAUUGCAGUG
This is a messenger RNA of Aaosphaeria arxii CBS 175.79, 1072 nucleotides long. RefSeq names its product NPP1-domain-containing protein. The transcript has a single exon. Bases 192 to 1052 code for a protein of 286 amino acids. Lineage: Eukaryota; Fungi; Ascomycota; Dothideomycetes; Pleosporales. The record is from RefSeq and is a predicted model, not a curated record.